CCGUGGGGGACCCAUUUGGGCGACGGACCGGGGCUUUCCUGGGACGGAGGGGCCCCGGCGAGGCUGCCGGGCGAGGGGCCAUGUUCGCCGGGCUGCAGGAGCUCGGGGUGGCCAACGGGGAGGACCUGAAGGAGACGCUGACCAACUGCACGGAGCCCCUGAAGGCCAUCGAGCAGUUCCAGACAGAAAAUGGCAUCCUCCUGCCCACUCUCCAGUCGGCGCUGCCCUUCCUGGACCUCCAUGGCACUCCCAGGCUGGAGUUCCACCAGUCCGUGUUCGACGAGCUGAGAGAGAAACUUCUGGAAAGGGUCUCUGCCAUCGCCUCCGAAGGAAAGGCUGAGGAAAGGUACAAAAAGCUGGAAGAUCUACUGGAGAAGAGCUUUCCCUUAGUCAAGAUGCCUUCCAUCCAGCCAGUGGUGAUGUGUGUCAUGAAACAUCUGCCCAAGGUUCCUGAAAAAAAGCUGAAACUGGUGAUGGCUGACAAGGAUCUGUACAAAGCCUGUGCGGUGGAGGUGAAGCGUCAGAUCUGGCAGGAUAACCAGGCCCUCUUUGGCGAUGAAGUCUCCCCGCUGCUGAAGCAGUACAUCCUGGAGAAGGAGAAUGCCUUGUUCAGCUGCGACCUCUCCGUCCUACAUAAUUUCUUUAGCCCUUCUCCCAAGAUGCGGCGCCAGGGGGAGGUGGUUCAGAAACUCACCCAAAUGAUUGGGAAGAACGUGAAGCUCUACGACAUGGUGCUCCAGUUCCUGAGAACCCUGUUCCUGCGGACACGCAAUGUCCAUUACUGCACACUGCGGGCAGAGCUGUUGAUGUCACUGCACGACCUGGAUAUCAGUGAGAUCUGCACAGUGGACCCCUGCCACAAGUUCACCUGGUGCCUGGAUGCCUGCAUUCGUGAAAGGUUCAUCGACAACAAGCGGGCUCGAGAGCUGCAGGGUUUCCUCGAUGGAGUGAAGAAAGGGCAAGAACAAGUGCUGGGGGAUUUGUCCAUGAUCUUAUGUGACCCGUUUGCCAUCAACACUUUGGCACUGAGCACCAUCCGCCACUUGCAGGAACUUGUGGGGCAGGACAUGUUGCCCAGGGAAAGCCCCGAUCUUCUGCUUCUCUUAAGGAUGUUGUCACUGGGACAAGGAGCCUGGGACAUGAUCGACAGCCAGAUCUUCAAGGAACCCAAAAUGGAAGUGGAUUUGAUCACCAAGUUCUUACCACUGUUGAUGUCAUUUGUGGUAGAUGACUACACCUUCACUGUUGACCAGAAGCUUCCUUCAGAAGAAAAGGGCCCAGUGCCUUACCCCACUGCCAUCCCAGAAAUAUUUCCAAAAUUUCUGCUGGAGCAUCGGAUCGCUUGCGAAAUUGGCCUUUACUAUGUGCUCCACAUCACUAAGCAGAGGAACAAGAAUGCUUUUCUCCGGCUGCUUCCAGCGCUGCUGGAGACUUUUAAUGACCUGGCCUUUGGCGACAUUUUCCUGCACUUGCUUACGGGUAACCUCACCCUGCUGGCGGACGAAUUUACACAAGAGGAGUUCUGCACCAGUCUCUUUGACAGCUUCUUCCUCCCCACUUGUUCAAGGAAGGAGAAUGUGCACAGACAUGUGCUGAGGCUGCUGCUUCACCUCCACCACAAAGUGGCCCCUGCCAAGUUGGAGUCUCUGCAGAAGUCUCUAGAACCCACCAAGCAGAGCGGUGAAGCGGUGAAGGAGCUGUACAACCAGCUCAAUGAAAAACUGGAACUCCGGAAGCCCAGCCCGGUCCAAGCAGCCGAAGCCCCAUCUAUGGACUUGUCCUUGCCAACAGUACCCACUCCAGCCUCACUUUAGGCUUCCCUGGAUCCUGCAGAAGAAUGAUGCUAUUUUGUCUUACCUUCAUCAAGAGAUUGGAUACUCGCCCUGUUCUGUACCGAAACUGGUUGUAAUCCUUGAACAUCUCUUGGAUUUAGUUUAGCCUUGGCUAAUCAACUGUGUCUCCCUAGAAUAGGAAGGGGAAUGCACGUCCCCCCAAGAUGUUGAUAUACUGCAGCUCCCAUGGUCCAUCACCAAUCACCACACUUUCUGGGGCUGAUGGGAAUUGCAAUUGAGCAACAUCUGCAGGGCCACACAUCCCCCACCCCUGAACUAGAAGAGAAUUCUGCUGUCAAGGUUGCUGGCUGGAAUUUGGGCUCGGAGGAGUAAAAAGAAAAGGGAAAAGUCCAAAUGCUUUUUUUUUCUAAACUAUAAACAUCAUGUUAGAUGUUUUCAUUUUUAAAAAAAUAUUAAAAAGCGAGUAUUUUUA
Molecule: messenger RNA, 2265 nt
Organism: Sceloporus undulatus (fence lizard)
Lineage: Eukaryota; Metazoa; Chordata; Lepidosauria; Squamata; Phrynosomatidae
Gene: NELFB
Product: negative elongation factor complex member B
Exons: 13
Coding region: 81-1814 (577 amino acids)
Biological process (GO): negative regulation of transcription elongation by RNA polymerase II
Cellular component (GO): NELF complex; nucleus
Source: RefSeq, a predicted model, not a curated record